This is a messenger RNA of Drosophila novamexicana, 2033 nucleotides long. RefSeq names its product actin-related protein 5 (gene Arp5). Gene Ontology annotation, biological process: regulation of DNA-templated transcription. The coding region runs from base 54 to 2018 and encodes 654 amino acids. Gene Ontology annotation, cellular component: cytoplasm; Ino80 complex. The record is from RefSeq and is a predicted model, not a curated record. The transcript has a single exon. NCBI's taxonomy places the organism in Eukaryota, Metazoa, Arthropoda, Insecta, Diptera, Drosophilidae.
CAACCAAGUUGUAAACAAAUUGAUAAUUAAAUAUAAUAAAACAAUUUAAAACAAUGGCAGUGCCCAAGCGCAUGCUGAUAAUCGACAAUGGUUCGUAUGAAUGCCGCGUCGGGUGGCACGACACAAAGCAGCCUGAAUUGAGGUUUCGCAAUGUACUGACAAAACCACGAAAGGAUCGCAAGAAGGACAACCAACUGCCGGAUGCCUCUGCGCCUGCAGCAACAGCAGAGGAGCUAAAAGCCAGCGCAGAAAUCCAAAUAGGCAAUGACAUAACUAACAUUGAGGCGGUGCGGGCACAUCUCAAAUCACCCUUCGAGCGUAAUGUGAUUACCAAUUGGAAUCAUCAGGAGCAAAUUUUCGACUACAUCUUCAGCAAAAUGGGCUUUGAUGGAGAAGAGAGCAUUGCGCAUCCGAUUGUGCUGACCGAAGCUUUGGCCAAUCCAAAUUCGUGUCGCCGCCAAAUGAGCGAACUGCUCUUCGAGUGCUACGGCGUGCCUGCGCUCUCCUACGGCAUUGAUGCUCUCUAUAGCUGGCAGCACCAUCAACAGAAACAUAAGCUCGUAGCAGAUGCACUUAUUAUAUCCUUUGGGUAUAGCACAACGCACGUGAUUCCUGUGUUGGCUAACAAAAUGCAGCUGGAGCACGUGCGUCGGCUGAAUGUAGGUGGAUUUCACAUCAAUAAUUAUUUAUUUCGGCUGAUGCAAAUGAAGUACCCGGUGCAUCUGACUGCAAUCUCCAGUCGCAUCGAGAAACUGGUGCAUGAACAUUGUCACAUUGCACUGGACUACAAGGAGGAGCUGCUCAAAUGGGCACAACUGGAUUACUACGAGAACAACAUCAUGAAAAUCCAACUGCCUUACAAUCAGGUGACGGCGACCAAUGCACUGCUAACUGUCGAGCAGAAGCAGGAGAAGCGUCGCGAGCUGGCCCUGCGGCUGCUGGACAUUAAAAAUCGUCGCGAGCGCGAGAAGCUGCAAGAGGAUGAAGAGUACUUGCAGGUACUGCGCAAGCUGAGGCAGCUUUAUGAGCAGGAAAAACUGCAGAAAUUCGAACGUGCGCUGCAACAACAGCAAAUUGCCAAUCUGGAGGAGCUUGACAAGCUAAUGGGCACAUUAACUUCGCGCAUAAAACGCGUUAAGGAACGCGCUGUGGGCCAACUACGGCCCAGCAAACAGCAGGACAAGCUGGACAAGAUGCCCAAACCGCCAGAGGGCAUGCCGCAGGCUCAAUGGUUGUCGGAGCUGCGCGACAAGCGCAAGGAGUUGUUGCAACGCAAGCAGGCUCGCCAGCAACAGCGUCAGGAGCAGGCCAAGCGUCACACGCACGCAGCCCAGGAGCGCAUGCGCAUCAUCUCUACGCUGGCGCGCAGCGAGAAGCGCCGCAAAGCCAACGGCGGUGAUGAGGAGGACGAUGGCUUUGGCAUGAACGACAACGACUGGGAUGUGUACAAGCGCAUCAAUCGCUACAACGACGACAGUGAUUCGGAUGCGGAAAACGAACAGAUGCUCGAGUACGAGAAAAUCCUGCAGCACUACGACGCCGGCUUCGAUGAUGCCAACAAUGCAGCCAUGCAGGCGCUCAUUGCAGCCGAGAACUAUCAGCUGCACUUUGGCGUGGAAGCCAUACGCGUGCCGGAGAUACUCUUUCAGCCAAGCAUGAUUGGCUGCACGGAAGCGGGUCUGGCGGAGCUGAUUGCGUUUGUGCUGAAACUUUUCACGGCCGAGCAGCAGCAGCGCCUGGUGGAUCAUGUCUAUUUAACGGGAAGCUGUGCGCAGUUUCGUGGCCUGAAGGAAAGAUUGGCUAAAGAGCUGCUGGAACUGCGACCAUUUCAGUCCAGCUUUGCCAUCUACGAGUCGAAUGAUCCCACAUUGAGCGCCUGGCUGGGUGCAUGCCUGCAGGCCAAUAGCAAGAACUUCAGCGGAUCGCUGACAACGCGAAAGCUGUACCAGGAGUAUGGCGGCGAGUACUUCAGGGAGCACAGUGCGAGCAAUCUCUAUUAUCCUACACCAAAAGAUUAGAUUUUAUUGUAAUAA